CCCUCUUCCUUUCACACACUCUCAACCGUCGAUCCGGCUCAGGAACCAGAGCAUCAGCGGAGAUAGCAGGAGAACAGUCGCCUCCUAACUCGCUCUCGGCUUUGGUUCAGCAUGGAAACGUCUUCGGUUACGCUGAGCUCCUUUACGCACAGCUUCAAGAGUGCUCUUGCAUUCUGGCUGGUUGUCUGGCUGCUGGUGGUGAAGCCCGCGCCUGCGCAGGCCUGUCCUCACCUGUGCGUGUGUUACCCGUCUCCCAUGACUGUGAGCUGCCAGGCGCAGAACUUCAGCGUCGUGCCCACCGGCGUGCCCUAUGACUCCCAGCGCGUCUUUCUGCAGAACAACCGCAUUACCGAACUGAGAGUGGGAUCUUUCGGCUUUGGGACUCAGGUCCUGUGGCUCUUUUCAAACAACAUUACCUGGAUUGAGGCUGGUGCCUUCAGUGAGCUUCGUGACCUGGAGGAGCUGGACCUGGGCGACAACCCUCACCUGCGUCGUCUGGAGGGCGGAGCUUUCCGCGGCCUGGAGAAGCUGCAGAGCCUCCACAUGCACCGCUGCCGCCUGGCCGCUCUACCCCAUGACAUCUUCCACAAGCUCUACAGCCUGCAGUUCCUCUACCUGCAGGAGAACCAGCUCCACUUCCUCCAGGACGACCUGUUUGCUGAUCUCAUCAACCUCAGCCAGCUCUUCCUGCACGGCAACCGCAUCCGCACGCUGUCCGAGAAUGUGUUCCGUGGCCUGGUCAACCUGGACCGCUUGCUGCUGCAUGACAACCGCAUCCGGCAAGUCAACCGCCGUGCCUUCCGUGACCUGGGCCGCCUCACCAUGCUCUUUCUCUUCAAUAACUCGCUAGCUGAGCUUCCCGGCCAGGCCAUGCGUGAUAUUGAGUCCAUCCAGUUCCUGCGCCUCAACAACAACCCCUGGGCAUGCGGCUGCGAGGCUCGCCCACUCUGGGAGUUCUUCAGGUCCAACCGGGUCUCCAGCUCCGAGCUGCUGUGCGCCUCUCCCGCUCCCCGACGUGGCCUGGACCUGCGCUUCCUGCGCGAGAUGGACUUCGCCCUGUGCCCCCUGCCAGACCCUGGCUCCCUGGCUGGAAGCACCACCACCACCUUCAGCACCAAGACCCGCUGGUGGUUCUCCAAGCACAAGCCUGUCAGCUCCACCAAGGGCGUCUUCGAGAAGAACACAGAAACCGUGAAGGCUCACCCCUAUUCUGGCAAGCCGUCCAUCACCUCCACGUCUACAAAGUAUGAGUUGGGUGAAGAAGAGGCGCUGCUUCCCAAGCUGGACCCAGAAGAGUACUGGGCCAACUACGGCAACGAGGAUGCAGGCAUCACCUCCCUGCGCUGCUUCGAGCUGGAAUGCCCUCCUGAUUUCGACACCCUUCCACCCUUCUCUUCUUCCUCUCACUCCUCACCUUCUAGUCUCUUGCUAGUUACCAUGUCCAUUCUGACUGUCUGUGUCGUUCUCCUGUUUGGCUGAAUAUUCAUGUUUCAUGAGGGACCUUCAUCCCUCCUUUCUUCUUUCCCUCUAUGGAGGAGAGAAAAUCCCGUUUACUCAACCGAACUCUCACAUACCUGAUUCCUGUUUGACUUCCGCCUCACCUGUAUCUCUGUUCUGUUCAGUUUGAGCCUCUAGUACCUCCAUGGAGCUUGAGGGCACUACACUGAUUUAGGAUACAGUAGGGGAAGCAGGGAAUAUAGGGCAGGUACUGCAGUGCAGGCCAUUAUCACAAUGGAAGUGAAUGAUAGCUAAUACCAGAGGGCUUGGUUAGUCAACAGGUACACUGUCCUCCUUCCUUGUGGAAACGUUUACUUAGUCAUAUAUAACACAGUCCGUAUGGACUGAGGAUAUAUGGUUCCAUCCUAGAUUUAUGUACAACAUUUGUAUACUUCUGCCUUUUUGGGCUAUUAUUAGUGCUACUUUGGCUAUUGUAACUGCUGCUUGUGAUGGUCCCAUGACUAGAACUGUCUUUAUAACCGCAGCUAAUAAUACUGUUACUGCACAUGUGGUUUCAGUGCUGUUACUAGCACUGUUCAUAGUAAUCCUGUUAGACAGACAUGACCUCUAACACAAUAAUCUCACCAUCAGUGACAGCUUACAGUUUACAUUACAAUUUGGACCAAUGGGUUGAGUGUCCAGCAUCAUUCAUUAUAUAGCAGAUAAGAUCAAGUGGUUCAGGGCAACAGGCAGAUGGAAUGUGAAAGCAGAGAGCAAAACUGUGACAACUGACAGAGAAACACUGGUCCAUGAAAGAAUGAAUAGAAUGAAAAAGUGGAGAGUGAAGGAGGUGAGGGAGAGCGAUAGGAGCGAGAGAGAGAGUGACAUGAAGAAGUGCGAGACACAGAACGAGACAGCACUCCCAGGACAGAGAAAUAGAGGAAAAUGUGUCUUAUUUGUGUUCUCAUUCUGCCACUUACCAGCAAUGACAUCAUCACUCACCUCGUGUAAAUACACCAUGGCAUCAUCGAGAGGAGAGCUGUACAUAAAGCGAAGAAAAGCCUUCAUGUUUAGUAUAUUCUGUGAUCUGAUUGGUCGUGAAUGUUCCUGUCUGUGAUGUCAACCUUAUAGCAGGGAGAGUAUGUGAAUGAAAUUGGUUUAUGUCUUUUAUGUUAGACUUUGUCAUGAGCAUGUUUCACUUCUAUCAGCAUUUUAAAACAGAUCUACUUUAUAUUUCAAAGGAAACAUCUGUUUUUUCUUUCUUUUUUUAAGAAAUAUAAACUAAUGUAUUUACCAACUUGCUCACUGUGAGACUCUCUUUUGAAGCUUUUAACGUUUUACCUCUUAGAGCUUGAAAACCCAACUCAAACUUAUAUCGACAUUACCUUGGAACAUCAUUCCAAGACAAUAAUAACCACACCAGUUAACUCGGAGACUGAGCCCUCCAGUCACUGGAUGAGAAAUCUAAACUUGGAGUGGUUUGGAAGACAAGGCAAUAAGGGAAAGCAAAUGAGAACAUUUCUAAAAAAAAAAAAAAAGAAGGCAAUAGGGUUUUGACUUGGACUGACUGUAUGAGACCAACUAUGUACUUU
Messenger RNA from Pygocentrus nattereri (red-bellied piranha), 3029 nucleotides. It is a transcript of the gene rtn4rl2a, whose product is annotated as reticulon 4 receptor-like 2 a. Gene Ontology annotation, cellular component: plasma membrane. The record is from RefSeq and is a predicted model, not a curated record. Lineage: Eukaryota; Metazoa; Chordata; Actinopteri; Characiformes; Serrasalmidae. Gene Ontology annotation, molecular function: protein binding. Bases 112 to 1479 code for a protein of 455 amino acids. The transcript is spliced from 3 exons.